This is a messenger RNA of Mytilus trossulus (common blue mussel), 2249 nucleotides long. RefSeq lists its product as uncharacterized. Lineage: Eukaryota; Metazoa; Mollusca; Bivalvia; Mytilida; Mytilidae. Bases 76 to 1197 code for a protein of 373 amino acids. The transcript has 6 exons. The record is from RefSeq and is a predicted model, not a curated record.
CCCCCUACUUAUAUUUCCCUGCAAAAACAGAAGAUGCUUUGCGAUCCAAAUUUGCCAAUAUAAUUUAUAUAAAGCAUGAGUAGAUUAAGGGAUAAAGUUGAUCGACAGUUCUCCUCCAGUUCGGAAUGUGAAAGGGAGUCAGCUCCGUCGUCUGGAACUGUUUUCCACGAAAGACAAACGGAGGUCCCAACAUGUACAUCAAAUUGGGAUCAAAACCACUUGAAUCAGCUGCAGAUUUCAGCUGUGUUGUCAAAGGCAUACACACCAAUGGACAUUAUAAAUAGUUUUAAAAUAUAUAGACUCAGUUAUGAUUAUGAAGGAUUAAUUGAUCAGAGAGUGAAAAAAAUAAGUGAUCAUUUGUUUUCUUGUAUGCCAAGUGGAUUACAGGCUUUACAUUUUGAUGACUUUUCAUCAGUACCAUCCAAAACUGCAACUUCUUUGUUGUAUGAUAAGUAUGAUGGUUCAUGGAAUGAGAAAAGUUUUCAUGUUCCACCAUUACCAGGUCCCCCAGAUGCUAAAGAUGAAUAUUGGCGUGAAUCAUUCAGAGUCAAUGGAGAUCUGUUCAGCAAAAGAUUGAUGUAUAUGACAUGGCUCAGGGAACAAGAUUUACCAGUCUCAGAACAUUUGUUUCAGGAGCUGUUUCAACAUUUCAGUGCAAUGUUUGGAUUAGAUGCAAUUGGUGCACCUGGUGUAAAGUGUGAAACAUUGAGGAUUGGCGAUGUAGAAGUAACAUCAACAGCAGAUCUAGUUUAUUAUGACUUUCCUAAAUGCAGCCAUGACCAAGGAUCAAAGAUAUUUGUUGUGUGUGAGGUAGAAAAAGAUGCCUUGCAAAAUGAUGAAGAACCAUCACCUCCAAAAACACAUCGAUAUGAAGAAGGAUGCCAACAGCGAAUUUGUCAUCUAUCUUCUAAUUUAAUUGGACAACAUGGUGGUGACCUACUGACACAUUUUCCUUGCAAAUCAUCAAUACAGUAUGGUCUGUUUGGUUUUAUUGUUCAGUGCACCAGUAUAACAUUUACACAUUUGGAUUGUUCUGAAAUAGACUUUGAGCAAAUAAGAACAGGAAAUCCUUCUUUUCCUCCAGGAACUGGACCUGUUAUACGAUUUAGUCAGCCAUACAACUUUCUUAAAGCUGAGGAUAGAAGGCACAUAAUUCCGCCUUUACUUAAACUUGGAUUGAUCAAGUCGUAUAUGUAACGAUUUAGUCAGCCAUACAACUUUCUUAAAGCCAAGGAUAGAAGGCAUAUAAUUCCGCCUUUACUUAAACUUGGAUUGAUCAAGUCGUAUAUGUAACGAUUUAGUCAGCCAUACAACUUUCUUAAAGCUGAGGAUAGAAGGCAUAUAAUUCCACCUUUGCUUAAACUUGGAUUGAUCAAGUCGUAUAUGUAACGAUUUAGUCAGCCAUACAACUUUCUUAAAGCUGAGGAUAGAAGGCAUAUAAUUCCACCUUUGCUUAAACUUGGAUUGAUCAAGUCGUAUAUGUAACAAUUUUUGUCAGUGCUGUAUAUGGCCGUCAUGACAAGAUAUCUGAGUUGGCAAGCAGCUGAAUAUUCAGCUUUUGAUUGGGAACAUAAUAUUCACUGGCUUUCACAGUUUCAGAUACAUCUGUGUAAAUUUUGAGGCUUCAAAUAGUCUUAACGCAGUCAAUGGGUUUUCUCAGUUAUUACAGAUGUGAAAUAUGUGACAUUUUUUUUUAUAUGAGACAUGUUUAGAUCGAUAUGGAACGGAAGCCUGAAUUGCUUCAUUGCAGAAAUUUCUUUAUGCAGAUGUGUCUAAAUUGAAGCUGAAAACCAUAAUUCAGAGGGCAAUAUCAACAUAAGACAAAUCAUGAUCACUCAGUCAGAUAUAUCAUGGAACUAACCAUUAACACCACACCAUGCAAACAAAAACAAAAAAUAUAUUAACUAUGUCGCACACCACAAACACCUAGGGCAUGUAGAGGACUGUGACCUUUUAUUUUGAAAUUGUUUAUUCUCAUGAUACUUAUGCAAAAUAGAAUUUACGUCAGAUACCAGUUACCGAAUAGAUGCUAUGAUUAACAAAAACUUGUGCAACAUCUCGACAUACUCAUUAACAACUGCCACAAAAUGUAGAACUAUUAACCUGAGGGAUUUUGCUUCUUACUUAAUUUUGAAGCGACACAAGAAGUCUGUUUAAACGUUUUGAAUUUUAUCAAAGAUAAGAAGAAAUGAUAAAUAAAUGACCAUGCAUAUAUUGUUACAUAAGCUAAGUUUGGUAUUAAUUUUUUU